AUGACUUCUCAAAGAGCAAAGGUGGCGCUGGCUCUGGAUGCUGAAACAGUCUGCUCACUCAAAGAGGGAGUCAACUUCAAGAAAAACCCAGAGGACGGUAAAUGUUACAUCAUAUUCAAGAGCGACAAUGGCCUUAAGGCAUGCAAGAACCAAUGCAAACACCAAGGGGGCCUGUUCAUCAAAGACAUCGAAGACCUGGACGGCAGGACUGUUAUAUGCACUAAGCACAACUGGAAGUUAAACGUGUCAUCAAUGAAAUAUGUGAAUCCCCCAGACAGCUUCCUGCAGGACGAGCUCGAGGUAGAGCUUUUGGAUGAUGGGGGGCUUCAGUUGGUCGAGGAGAGCCCCGUUGACCCCUGGCUGGCUGAGCCUCGAGAGCCUGUGGAGCUCCAGGAAGGUGAAGUGAAAGUGACGUACUUGACCCACGCCUGCAUGGAGCUGAAGCUGGGACAGAGGCGGUUCAUGUGCGAUCCGUGGCUGAAGGGUCCUGCAUUUGCCAGAGGCUGGUGGCUUCUACAUGAGCCUCCAGCAGACUCCCUGGACAGACUGUGUUCAGCAGAUCUCAUCUACAUCAGCCAUAUGCACUCUGACCACCUCAGCUACCCCACACUGAAAGUCUUGUCAGAGCGGAGGCCAGAUAUCCCCAUUUAUGUUGGUGACACAUCGAGACCUGUCUUUUGGUAUUUGGAGCAAAGCCAAGUCAAGCUAACCAACAUCAACAUUGUUCCUUUUGGUAUCUGGAAAAAUAUUGACAAAGACCUGAGGUUCAUGAUCCUGAUGGAUGGAGUGCAUCCUGAAAUUGACACCUGCAUCAUUGUUGACUAUAAAGGUCACAUGAUCCUGAACACUGUGGACUGCACCAGGCCAAAUGGGGGCAGGUUACCACAGAGUGUGGACUUAAUGAUGAGCGACUUCGCUGGGGGUGCAUCUGGAUUCCCCAUGACCUUCAGUGGCGGGAAAUACAGUGAUUCCUGGAAGGCAGGGUUUAUCAAGAACGAAAGGAAGAAGCUGCUGAACUACAAAGCUCUGCUGGUGAAGUCCCUGCAGCCGGCAAUCUACUGCCCGUUCGCUGGCUUUUUUGUGGAGGCUCAUCCAUCAGACAGAUACAUAAGGGAAACAAAUGUGAAGAACAGUCCCGAGGACCUCAAUGCGCUCAUCAAUAAGUUUGCACCGGACAUCAAGACAUGGACCCCCAAGCCAGGUGCUGUGCUGGACCUUGGCCUGGCUCUGAGAGACCCCACUAACAGUGAGGCCAUCACCAAUCCUCCAGCCAGCGCAAAAAUCUACAAGGACAGUUGGGAUUUCGACUUGUAUGUGGAUAAACUGAACAGCGCCAUCAGCUGUGAGAUAUUUAAACAUCAAAGCUGGACCCAGUUCUACUACACUUGGGCAGGCUUCCAAAACUACAACCUUGUUGUGCGGAUGAUUGAGACAGAUGACAACUUUGCGCCCCUUGCUGACGGCUGCGACUACUUGGUGGACUUUUUGGAUCUGUCGUUCCCCCCAAAGAGACCUGACAGAGAGCACUCCUACAUAGAGAUUAAAAACAGGAUUGGGGUGAUGAGAUACGUGGUGCUGCACGGUCUUCUCUGGGAUGAUCUGUACAUCGGCUUCCAGAAUCGCAUAAGCCGAGACCCGGAUGUCUACCACCACAAGUUCUGGAACCACUUCCAGACGGAGCUACCAGUUCACAGGCCAGACUGGGACCAGUUCCUGCAGCAGGAGACUUCCAUCCAGGAUCCUGACGCACCACUUUGGAGCCAAGGAGCUAACUGUGUAUUGUCUUGA
Molecule: messenger RNA, 1788 nt
Organism: Anoplopoma fimbria (sablefish)
Lineage: Eukaryota; Metazoa; Chordata; Actinopteri; Perciformes; Anoplopomatidae
Gene: cmah
Product: cytidine monophospho-N-acetylneuraminic acid hydroxylase
Exons: 14
Coding region: 1-1788 (595 amino acids)
Molecular function (GO): 2 iron, 2 sulfur cluster binding
Source: RefSeq, a predicted model, not a curated record